AAAUGGACUUACAGAGUGAGCCCAGGAAGUCGCCGAGGUAUUUGGGCUUGGGAUCCGGCUACGCUUUGGUCCAGAGCUUUGCCGCAUUUGUAGGCGGCUGCUGCCAUGACUGCCCAAGGGAGCUUGGUGGCUAACCGAGGCCGGCGCUUCAAGUGGGCGAUUGAGCUGAGCGGACCUGGAGGAGGCAGCAGGGGCCGAAGUGACCGGGGCGGUGGCCAGGGAGACUCGCUGUACCCAGUUGGUUACUUGGACAAGCAAGUGCCUGAUACCAGCGUUCAAGAGACAGACCGGAUCCUAGUGGAGAAGCGCUGCUGGGACAUUGCCUUGGGUCCCCUGAAACAGAUUCCUAUGAACCUCUUCAUCAUGUACAUGGCAGGCAAUACCAUCUCCAUCUUCCCUACUAUGAUGGUGUGCAUGAUGGCUUGGCGACCCAUUCAGGCACUUAUGGCCAUUUCAGCCACGUUCAAGAUGCUAGAAAGUUCAAGCCAGAAGUUUCUUCAGGGUUUGGUGUAUCUCAUUGGGAACCUUAUGGGUUUGGCAUUGGCUGUUUAUAAGUGCCAGUCAAUGGGACUGUUGCCUACACAUGCAUCAGAUUGGUUAGCCUUCAUUGAACCCCCUGAGAGGAUGGAGUUCAGUGGAGGAGGACUGCUUUUGUGAACUUAAGAAACACCUGGUACCUAUAUAUCUGGAUUCUUUAUGCCCAGUGGCUCCUUCUCAGCUUAUUAACCCUUAACAUCAUCUCCUGCUGAAAAGAACCAAAAGCUCUUUUCUCCAUGGUGAAAGACUUUUUCACUACAAACACACAAAAACUAUACCACAACUCUUGACUGAAAAUAAGGUAGAAAACUUUAUUUAUGUUUCCAGUAUAGAGCAAAACAACAAAUAAAACCAUGACUAUGUAAACAAAAGAAUGGUUGCUGUUAAAUCAAGAACCAUAGCAGCAUCUCCUUUUAAUAAAUUAAAUGGCUGAGAACAAUACUAAAAAAAAAGUUGCACAA
This is a messenger RNA of Capra hircus (goat), 998 nucleotides long. RefSeq names its product ER membrane protein complex subunit 4 (gene EMC4). The transcript is spliced from 5 exons. Gene Ontology annotation, cellular component: EMC complex. The record is from RefSeq and is a predicted model, not a curated record. Gene Ontology annotation, biological process: protein folding in endoplasmic reticulum. Bases 106 to 657 code for a protein of 183 amino acids. NCBI's taxonomy places the organism in Eukaryota, Metazoa, Chordata, Mammalia, Artiodactyla, Bovidae.